AUGGUGGAUGGUAAUGCUUUCCUUUUUUUAUUCUUCUUGAAACCCGAGACAGUUAAAAGCUUACAAAAUCUUAUUGCAUCUGGUUUAUUAGUCAAAGGUGAAAUAUUUUCCGAGUACAACAUAACGCAUAUGAACGAAUUGAAAAUAAUUUAUGACGUAUUAUUUAAUGCUAAAGAUUUUGAUACUUUUUACAAGACAGCAGCUUGGGCACGUCAAAAUUUAAACUGUGCGUUAUACGUAAAUGCACUUUACAUGGCCAUACAACAUAGAAAAGACACAGAAAUAUUAUCCAUUCCAGCACCGUAUGAGUUAUUACCAAAUUAUUUUAUAGAUCAAUACGUUAUAAUACAAGCAGCAAAAUUUUUUGAGAAGGACUAUAGUAAUUUAGUUGUACGUAAUGAAACUAUUCAUAAUGAGGGUAAUUCCUAUAUUAUCGAUGCUAACUACACCGGCCUCUUUUAUGAUAACGACGAUGAAUCUAAAUUAGCUUAUUUCCGUGAAGACGUCGGGUUAAAUUCUUAUUACUACUUAAUGAAACUAAGAAUGGCACCUUGGUUUAACGAUAAUGUGAAUGAUAAAUUUGGUGAAAAUAUGUUUCAAAUGAUGAAACAAUUUAUAGCGAGAUAUAAUUUGGAAAGAUAUGCCAACGGACUACCUGCAGUGGACAGUAUUACCUGGGAUACUCCAGUCAACGUUCCUUAUAAUCCUAUGCUAAUGUAUUCUAAUGGAGUCGAGUUUGGUCACAGAACGUCAUCUAUAGAAUUGUCAGAAAAUGAAAACGUACAACAACUGCAAACAAUUGAAAACAAUAUUGCCGCUGUCGUGGAUCACUUGCAUCAGCGAGGAUAUAAUAAAACACACAUAUUAAAUCAUCUGAUGGAAAUUAUGGUAACGGGUGACAAAAGCUAUGAGAGGUUAGCCAGGAAGCUUCUGGGCAAGAAUGCACCUAAUAAUGGGCAAACAUCUGUCUUGGACCACUACAUGACUUCGCUUCGUGAUCCAAUAUUUUGGAAUAUAAAUACAAAAAUAGUAACUAUUAUAGAUGAAGCUCUUAAACUUUUGCCAACCUACACCAAAAAUGAAUUAUUUUUCCCUGGAGUAGAAAUUAUAAAUAUCGACGUGAAAAAGAUAAUAACAGCAUAUGAUUACUUUACUUUUGACGUCACAGAUGCACUCAAAGCAGAAGAAACUGGGUUUAGAAUCAAAAUUGGGCAACCGAGAUUAAAUCACAAGCAGUUUACUCUCAAGGUUAAUAUUUCAUCCUUGGUAUCUCAAAAGGGAAUGAUGAAAAUAUAUUUGGGACCCCAAAUAAUGCCUGGCGAACUAGCAAUAAAAAAACAUCUUUUCAUGUUGCUUGACAUUUGUCAAGUCAACCUUAAAGUUGGAACAAAUAUAAUAACUAGGACUCCAGAGAAUAUGGAUCUCUUUUCUGAAGAUUUUAAUAUGCUUAAUACACUACAAAAGAAUGUGGAAAAUGCAGAAUUUGGAUUAGAUUCAUUACCGCCUAAAACAAUUCUAUCGCAGGUUGGAUUUCCAUCAAGACUUAUGUUACCUAAAGGAACUGCACAAGGCCUACCUCUUCAAUUAUUUGUCUUUAUUGCUCCCUAUAUAAAAGCUGGUAUUGACGAAUCAUAUUCUACAAAUAAUUUUAAAUUUAAUACUGCCAUAUUAUCGCCUGGAUAUCCACUUGAUUUGAACAUACAAGACCAACAGUUAUUUCAACUACCAAACGCCUUGAUAAAAUACAUCACUGUAGUGCAAAAGGGGGAGGGUAAAGUGGAAAAUUACGGAGGGCCUGGUAUAACUAGAUCUUGGUACAUUACAAAUACCUAUGAUUCAUCUGCUAGGCCAAAUUAUCCAACAAAGAAUCAACAAUACGGAAAUAAAAAGGAAUAUUCUUCUAAAAGUUAUGAAAUCAGAGAUACUUUAAAUGACUUCAAAUCCGAUCAAGAAAAUAUAGAAAGUGAUUAUAAUACAAUAUAUCGUGAACACAAUGAAUCUAAUCUACGUAUGAACUAUAAAGGAAACAACUAUUCUCCAAAAAGAGAGCCGUAUGACUAUAAAGCAAAAAAGGCUGAGUAUGAGAAAAAAGAUUAUGCUGCAAAAAGAAAUUUCACUAAAUAUCAUACAAUAACCAAUAACGAGAAUAAUAUUGUUGAAUCUACUACUGCGACCGAUAUUAUAAGUAGUAGUGAAAACGACUUGUACGAUAUUUUUAACAAUCUGCUACCAAAGAAAUCUUACCAAGAAAAUGACACUAGAAACGAAACUGAAAUUCCUGAAACAAGAAAUACUCAAGAGGAUUUCUCUGAAUAUGCAGUCACUUCUAGUACCAGCAAUGCUUAA
Arctia plantaginis is the source of this 2346-nucleotide messenger RNA. The record is from the annotation of a GenBank genome assembly. Lineage: Eukaryota; Metazoa; Arthropoda; Insecta; Lepidoptera; Erebidae.